Messenger RNA from Fopius arisanus, 968 nucleotides. RefSeq names its product probable 18S rRNA (guanine-N(7))-methyltransferase. Lineage: Eukaryota; Metazoa; Arthropoda; Insecta; Hymenoptera; Braconidae. Gene Ontology annotation, cellular component: nucleolus. Gene Ontology annotation, molecular function: rRNA (guanine) methyltransferase activity. The transcript has 5 exons. The record is from RefSeq and is a predicted model, not a curated record. Gene Ontology annotation, biological process: rRNA (guanine-N7)-methylation. The coding region runs from base 92 to 913 and encodes 273 amino acids.
UAAUUCUCAUGAAGAAUUCAUGGUGAAGAAAAACACGUGGACGAGCUCCAGUGAACAAUCAGCAAAUAACACAUUUUAAAUUACAUCUGGAAUGUCACGAAGACCCGAGCAUCUAGCACCUCCAGAAGUGUUUUAUAAUGAAGAGGAGGCACGAAAAUACACCCAGAGCUCCAGGAUGAUGGACAUCCAGGUCCAGAUGUGUGAAAGGGCUAUAGAGCUUCUUUUACUCCCUGAGGAUGAGCCCUGCUUCCUCCUGGAUAUUGGUUGUGGAUCUGGACUCAGUGGAGGUGUCCUGGAGGAUCAGGGACACGUAUGGAUUGGAGUGGACAUUUCCCCGGCGAUGUUGAAUGUUGCCUUGGAGAGAGAAGUCGAGGGUGACCUGGUGCUUGGGGACAUGGGGCAGGGUAUGCCCUUCAGAGCUGGUAGUUUUGAUGGAGCAGUGAGUAUAUCAGCCCUUCAGUGGCUCUGCAACGCUGACAAGACUUCCCACAACCCAGUGAAACGUCUCCAGAAGUUCUUCGUCUCCCUCUUCGCCUGUCUCUCAAGGACAGCAAGAGCUGUUUUCCAGUUUUACCCAGAGAAUGGCGAGCAGAUAGAGCUGGUGACGACUCAGGCGACACGAGCUGGAUUUUUUGGUGGUGUCGUCGUGGACUACCCCAACAGUACAAAAGCCAAAAAGUUUUUCCUCGUUUUGAUGACUGGUGGAGCCAUGCCCCUUCCCAAGGCCCUCGGUGACGAGCACGAGGGAACUAUCAAGCACACCUCCAGGAGGGAACACCUGAAGGCCCGGGGCAAGGGCCUGAAAAAAUCCAGGGACUGGAUUCUCGAGAAGAAAGAAAGGAGGAGGCGACAGGGAAAGGACACCAGGGAGAACACGAAGUACACUGGGAGAAAAAGAAGUGGAAGGUUUUGAAUAUUAAAAUAGGAAAGCGAUUGUCAUUUUUUAAUUAAAGAGGAACGAUAAAUUA